AUGGCCAAGCCAAUCCACGCCCACCUUGAUUAUGAAGCUUUACCGCAUGCGAGCGAGUACCUGCGUAUUCUCAGCCUGCACGCUGGCAACGCAUGGGAGCCUAUUCGAUGUAGCCUGCGUCCAGUCAGCUUCUACGAGAAGCCGCAUUAUGACGCUCUGUCAUAUACCUGGGGCGACCCCAACGCCACGAAGCUGAUCGAGGUCGACGGCGUCGCGGUCCAAGUUACCUCCAAUCUCGAGCAGGCGCUCCGGCACAUGCGCGACCCGGACAACGAAUUUCCGCUGUGGGUAGACGCUGUGUGCAUCAAUCAGUUGGAUACGACGGAGAGGUCGCACCAAGUGGCCCUCAUGGGCAAGAUAUAUUCCGGAUGCGCCCAAGUACGUAUCUGGCUAGGCUGCGAUGCUUCGCAAUGCCGCCUUGGCCAUGGAGCAAAUGAGGACUUGAAAGGAGCGGAUCCGUUCGGAAUCAUACGGUUGCUGGCAAUUGGUCGCCAUGUCUCUGAAUGGUCCUGCUUCCCACCCGAUAGUCCCCAUCGGGUUGUCUACACGCCCGACGCAGACUUCAACAUGAUGUGCGAAGGCUUUCUCGCUAUCUACCGAAGUCCUUGGUGGACACGCGUAUGGACCGUACAAGAAGCCAUCCUACCAAAGACCGGUACCUUGUACUUUGACACAUGGACGGCAUCGCUUCAGAUGAUCACCGAAUGCGGGUUGUACUACGACCAACAUGCCUGGAAGUCAUGUUGCAACUAUGCCGUUUCGCAAAUGCCUCUUACAAUGGCUAUUGCUCUAAAAGACUUUUGCACCAUAACCCGGAACCUUUAUUACGAUCGAAAACGCGAUGAGGGAGGCGAUCUCAAGCAAUACGACCUACAGACACAACACGUAGUGUAUGGGUUUCGGACGUGUCAAGAUCCGCGCGACAAAGUCUACGGCCUGCUAGGGGUCGUUGAUGACCGGUUCUUCACCCCUGAUUACGCCUUGUCCAAAGAGGAAGUUUUCUUCCAGGCUACUUACAAAAUGCUUCGACGCGAACGGGGGUUCCUAAAGAGUCUCACGGGCCCUCAAUAUGGCCCAGCGCCGUACAAACUGGCGUCCUGGGUGCGGGACUUUGAUGCGCCUUACGAUCGCAUGGACGUCGAUGUGGUUUUCGAUAGGUACAAGCUCUUUGACAAUGGCGUCUUCAAUGCUUCCGAUGAUCACAGGUCGAGCGCUGUGUUGCUAAAAGCUUCCCCGCGAUCGUCGGGUGAGGUGGUAGGACGAGUGGGGCUCGGCGUCACAGGCAGUCGUGUAGGCAAAGUUACCUUUGUGUCCGAAGAUGUACAGACCAUAAUAUCCUUGACAGAUCAGGCUGCCCGCAGACAUAAAGAUGUCUUCAAGAGAUGGAUGUUAUCCGCGCUCAACUGCAGUGUUUUUGAAACCUUAGCUUAUAUUAGUCUGCAGACCAAUCUCUCUAGAGAGCCGAAUACCGUCAUGGCAUUUUGGCGAACACUGCUCGGAGGAUUGGACAUUCCAGUCGGUACAGAAAGCCACGCGUGGGAUCUCAAAUUCAGUCCUGCAACGAUGCGUUGGCUCGAACACUUCCUUGUAUGGGUUGAAGGAGAGGAGUGUACGAUUGAUGCCACACUAUGCCAUAUGAUCUCCGUCAUAACACAUGGUCGUCGCUAUUUCAAGACAGGUAACAACGGCCAGGGCCUCUGCUAUCCGCACGUUCGUGUUGAAGACGAGGUAUGGGUUCUAGACGGUGGAAACGUGCCGUUCAUCCUGCGGCCCGCGCGUUUGAACAAAGAAGAAAGAGAGGCACUCAAGCCUGUAGACGCGAGCGACGUUGGGGGUGAUGAAAGCGAUGGAUCUAGUGGAAGUCACCAGUCCGAGAAACCCAUUGAAGGAUACUACCAAUUUAUUGGCGACUGUUAUUUUGAUGGGUAUAUGCACGGAGAAGCGAUUCGAGACAGCACGAUGCGUGAACAGUCUAUCGUGUUGGUAUGA
Messenger RNA from Alternaria incomplexa, 1989 nucleotides. RefSeq lists its product as uncharacterized. The transcript is spliced from 2 exons. The coding region runs from base 1 to 1989 and encodes 662 amino acids. The record is from RefSeq and is a predicted model, not a curated record. Lineage: Eukaryota; Fungi; Ascomycota; Dothideomycetes; Pleosporales; Pleosporaceae.